UGGCCUCGCCGGACGUCGCGGACCGCUCGACUCACCAUUCCCCACUCCACAAAGCCAGUGCUUAAGGGGUGUGGAUGGUGAACGCUCAAUAGGCUGAACACGGACCUGCACUCAUAAAUUACACUGACACAAUGGCAGAGGAAGCAGUCAUCCCGAGUUAUUCCCAGGUGACAGAUGAGAAGAUUCAAGCUGCUCUUACUGCUGAUAAGGGCCCUGGUGCCAAGCUGGUGUCCUGGCAGGUCAAAGACUUCACCAAGAAGGGUGACAACUAUGCCUGCAUAGUGACAAGCGUUAUUGUCCAGUACACACUGGAGGGCGCCCAACAUGAAACUACAUAUGUUGCUAAAAUCGGCCGUGAUAUGCAAGUGGCUUCUCUAAAGACGAUGUUUAGACAAAUGUUUGUUAGAGAAGGAAAGUGUCUUGGUGAAAUACUUCCCAGGAUAAAUGAAGUAAUGAGAAAAAUAGGACGUCGUGAAAUUUCAGUUGCCAAGUGUUUUCACUGCUGCUUGGAUGAGGGCAAAGAAAUAUUGCUUAUGGAGGACCUACGUGCCAGGAGCUUCAGGAUGUUUGACAGACAACGAGGCAUGGAUGCUGCCCAUGCCACUCUGGUGCUGCAAGAGUUAGGGAGGCUGCAUGCUGCCUCCAUACUCCUGGAUAAAACACUUCCAAGUCACGACUUCACCAAGACCUGGACCUGUCUCACUGAUGACUGGACAACAGAUGAUGAAAAUAAAAUGUUCAAGACCAUGACUGACCACCAGCUAGAUGGGGCAGCUAUGAUAAUGAAAAAGAUCCCAAACUAUGAACGUGUGGUAAGAUGGAUCGAAGGCAUCAAGGAGACUGCAGUAGACAUUAUGAAGCAGAGUUUCCGCAGUGAAGAUGGUGAAGGAGUACUUCUUCAUGGUGACUGCUGGAACAAUAAUGUGCUCUUCAGGUACGAUGAAGCUGGGGUUCCUGUAGAAGUAAUGUUGGUGGAUCUACAAGCUAUGCGUAAAGCCUCACCUGCUGUGGAUCUCAACUAUUUCUUAUACUCAAGUUUUAAUGGACCUGACCGUAUUCAGAACAAAGAGAUGUUCUUGAAGGCAUAUUAUGACUCGUUCACCAGUGUUCUGAAGACUGAGGAUGUUUCUGUGCCCUUCACUCCUGAAGAGCUUCAACAAAAACUCCAGGAUCAUAUGAUAUAUGGAGCUCUGGUUUCGAUGUUUCUUGUGCCUAUGGUAUUAAGUGAAGCCGAAGACGUGCCAGAUUUGGAUAGCAUAACAGAUAUGGACAAGUUCUCUGAAGGACAGAAGGACGUUUUGAUAAAAAUGAGUGAAAGAAAUGAUAGUCUCCUUAAACUAAGGUUUUUAGACAUGUUUGAUGAAAUGAUAGAAGCAGGAAUUAUAUCAUAGUUUGUGAACAGUAUAUUUUGAAAGGUGAUUAUCUAACUAAUAUAACUCACUUAUUUCAUGCACAGAAUCUUUAAGCCUUUUUAUACGAGGUUACUGAAAAUAUAAUUAUAUUUUUGUAAAACCCCGAUAAAUCGGACUUCAAUACAUCAGAAUUCACUUGUUUCGAACUCUAAUGUGGUUUGGUCACCAGAAAUACAAAAAAAUCCAUGUUUUAAGAAAUGGGAAAGAUUAAUAAAAUUUUAUGAAAUGAACAACACUUACUGAAUACUGUACAGUGGUCUAAUCAGAUGUGCUAUAGGCCUACUGAGAACUAAGACACUUGAGUAUGUAAACAGGCUGGGGCUGAUCAGGUG
Homarus americanus (American lobster) is the source of this 1744-nucleotide messenger RNA. RefSeq lists its product as uncharacterized. NCBI's taxonomy places the organism in Eukaryota, Metazoa, Arthropoda, Malacostraca, Decapoda, Nephropidae. The transcript is spliced from 5 exons. Bases 132 to 1391 code for a protein of 419 amino acids. The record is from RefSeq and is a predicted model, not a curated record.